Aspergillus melleus is the source of this 2688-nucleotide messenger RNA. RefSeq lists its product as uncharacterized. The coding region runs from base 1 to 2688 and encodes 895 amino acids. The record is from RefSeq and is a predicted model, not a curated record. Lineage: Eukaryota; Fungi; Ascomycota; Eurotiomycetes; Eurotiales; Aspergillaceae. The transcript has a single exon.
AUGCUCUCUUCCACAUCUCUGGGACAAAAGGACCGUCUUCGGAGAACCAAAUCAACUCGCUCCAUCCGCAGACCGCGUCAAGAUUCGGUGUCGGCCGAACCGUUUGACUUGGAGACUGCGAGACAGCAUGCCACCGCGGCCGCGUCUCUAGCCAUGCGACGUUCGACCGAGAGAUCCUCCCUAGACUCCCAGCGCUCCUACGAUCGUCUGGGAGGCCCGGGAAGCAUGGCUGUGCCUCGACGAAGACAUCGCCCCGACGCUUAUCCUCACUCUUCUGCCGAUGGUCUAGAUGCUACUCAUACUUGUUCGCAGCCAACCGACGAGUCUUCCGGGGACUACGAUCCCAUGUCGCUAGCAAUGCUGCCCCCUAUCAGUGAAUUCGGGGGCUUAGAUGGCCGCGACUCCUCCCUGCCUUCGUCGUAUCGGCGGCUUCGUAAGACGCGGUCGAUGUUUGCCACCGGCCAACGCUUCUCCCGCAGAAGCACUGGAGUGUCUUCUCAUUCCUACGCACAUCCUGCAAGCGAUGGGCUAUCGCCAUCCGAGGUACCACGCGCGCCCGGGACCUUAAGGCGCUCAUUGUCCUUCUUCAGAGGCGAUCAAGGUGCAUCCGAUUCAAUGGACCAUGCGGCGAGUCAUAACGCCGCAAUCCAGAUGGCCCGCAGCCAGUUUCAGAAGCAGUCCGUGCCCGACCUGGACCGAUACAGACAUCCCUCCUUCCUUGCAGGUAGACCAAAACGAGAGCACAAGCCGUUAAGAAAGACGUUUCGCGACAUCAGCACGGCCGACGGUGCCCUGGUUAGCACACCUUCUCCGCGCGGCUCGUUCAAUAGCGGUUCAUCUCAUGCAAGGACCCGGUCCUUUUCAUCCUCCAUCAAAAGGGGAAUCAAGCGCGCUCUGGGCCUGUCGAAGCAUGUCGCGGUACCCGAACAUGCACAGGACUCGCAAUCUUCCUCCAAUUACCACCCUGCCGAUCCCUGUCUGAUCAAGUCGGCAGCAGAAAACUCUUCUUCGAACGAGAACGCGCCACCGUACCCUGCCGACGGCCUGCGUGAGUUAACCAGUCCAAGUGCGAGUCGAUCGGCCACUAUUCGAAGCGCUCGCAGUAUUGACAGCUUUGCCACUACGCGAUCGCGCGUGACCAGUUGGGCCGACUCGUCCGCAGCCAACACCAUCACCACCAUGAAGGCAGGCGAUCGGGGCUCAUUGUCCGUCAUCGACGAGAAAGGCGUCUUGAGUCGGAAAUUUGAUGCGACCACUCCGGACCUGCCGUCGCCGGCUCCCGACACCAUUUCCGGCCGCCUGAAGCCAGACGGCACCGUUGAUAGUCGACGAUUGUAUGCGGCGUUGAUGAAGCGGAUCCGCGGCAGCGGCGCAAACGACUCAACCGAAGAGGUUGUGUUUGGCCAGGUCAAAGAGCAUCGCGCUGUUCCGACGCGAGCAUCUUCUCUGCGCCCGCGUCGCAGUAGACAAACAAUUCGCCACAUCCCCAGCGAGGACUCGGUCACUUCUCCCAAAUCGUUUGCGACAGCCCGCGAUGCGCCGACUCCCCAGGUCCAGGUGCACCGGCGGCCUCAGGACCCUAUCUCGCUACGAGACCUCCGAUAUCUGGAAGCCAGCAAUCGAAAAUCGGCCGAUCUCAAAGAUGGACUCUUUGAAUCGACAAAGAGCCUGGAGGAUGAUACGAGCGGUAUUAUCAUGGCCAGUGUGCAACCACGGGGCAGCCCUUCCGAUUCCUCCAGCAUUUAUUCACGCACAACGAGUGGAAACACACCCCCGAAGAAAGAUCAGCGAGCCAACUCGCACUCCUCGGGACCGGAAGACGAGCCGGGAGUCGCAACGAUAUAUGCCAGCCAGCGGUCGGCUUACAGCUCUCCGAACCGAGAUUCCGUGUCUCCUCGACGAGUACCUUCCUUGCAACCCAGCGCCGAUUGGCAGCAAUGGAUGCGGUCUCAGAUGGAGAGGAUCGAGGACUUCCCGGCGCGGAGAGAUCAUUACCGAGAGGACGCGCAGAUCUAUGGCGAAGACGAUUUCCCGCUGAGAGCCUUGUCACGGCGGAUGAGAGCUCCCGAAGACGGCAUGACCAGGCAGGAGGACUCCGCGCGACCGUCUUAUAAUUACUCUCGACCGUUUAGCCGAUCGUCUAGUGUCCGCACUAUCGUAAACGUUCCCAGGGAGCAGGCUGGCAGCACGGCCGUGCCUUCUCCGUCCGCCAUCCCGAUCCUUUACAAACCAUCGGGCAGCACGCCGGAGAAGACCUUCUCGCCUGUUCGAGGUCGGAAGAGAGACGGCAAUCCCGCAUCAGCACCGAUGCAGCUGCGGCCGAGCAAUCGAAUUCGUUACUCCAUUUCUCCGACUCCCAAGCGAGACGCGAGCGAGACCCAACAGAAAAUGGCCGUCGGCGGACUGUACGACAGAUAUCAGACGAAACGGUCCCCAGUUCCUCACGACGGUAAAACCCUCUACGUGCGAUCCGUCCGCGGCCAUCGCGACGCGGCCAGGGUGACCAACGAGAACCUGAAGGCCAACCAGGAGCAGGGCGACUUCAAAGAUCCCUGGCAUCAACCUCCAGGCAUGGGAUCCCCCGUUUCCAGCAAGCGCAUGGUGGAAAUGUUCUUGAAUAGCCGUCGUCAACAGAUGGGCACGGGUAUGUUGGACGAGGACAAGACUUCCGACGGGGCUUUUGUUUGA